AUGUUCAAGGGUCAUGCACAAGUAGACUUCUCGGGUGAUUUGCGUGAGUCGGAGUACUGGGAUGUAGGCAACCUCGAUGCUCUCCAGUUCUGCUCGGAUAUCACCGCGCUCGCCGUGGACCCCAUUUCACGCCUACUCGCCAUUGGGACUUCAAACGGAUACAUUCAUAUACUCGGAGCACCUGGUAUACACGCCGAGAUCAAACUUCCGGCUACAACCCCCGUCAAGUUCCUGGAGUUUGCCUCCAGUCUCUACAAACUAGUAUGCAUCGACGAAAGUGAUAAACUCAUCAUGUACGAUAUCUCCUCCUACGGACAGAUCAAGGUUGAGGCUAUUAUCCGGGUCGAAAGACCGGUGACAUCUGUCUUAGUUCCCCCCUCUCUAACACAUGCAUUCCUCUGCCUCGAAUCCGGAGAAAUCAAGACAUACGACCUGCUAUGCCGAAGAUUUUCUGCUUACACUGUACCAAAUGCAUGGGACUCCUAUGAGAAUACCCUCCAAGCAGAUGGCAUGAUUGUUGAGAGCGAUGGGGGAUCACGCAUUCCCAGCCAGAUAUUGUCACAUCCACGAAACCUCAACUUGGUCUUUAUUGCUUAUGGAGGUGGUGUGAUCCUCGUGGACCUGAAAGAACGCAAUACACUCCGGAUAUACGAGUUGCUUAUUCCUGCGGGUGCGCCAGGCGGCGCAGGGUACACAGACCCGGACCUCCUCAAGCACCGUCGACCUGCUGUGACUGCGAUGGCGAUUCAUCCGUCUGGCCACUUUUUUGUUAUCGGUCAUGUCGACGGAUCUCUCGCUUUCUGGGCCGUCGAAGAUGACGACAAACCGUUAUUCGUCCGGACACUUGAUGAGGUUGAGGUGAAUAUUGUGGAUGGUAACGCUCUGGACCGGUAUCUUCCUGGCGGUGAGGGAAGCUCUGCGCCACACAUCCCUCGAGAACCGAUCUUCAAACUUGCUUGGAGUGGAUAUCCCAACUCUACCGACCCUAGGGGAGGCGAGACGUCUUUGGUUAUAUUAGGUGGACAGUAUGCUCAGGACCCAGCUGGAGUCAACGUCCUAUGGCUUCCUGCUUUCAACCCGCAUACAGCACCGCUCCUACCCGGAGAGCAACGUGGUCUUCAUCCGCAUUACCGACAGGCUAUGCGCGCAGCCGUAGAAGUCCGCGAUGCAUAUUUCUAUGCAACUUCAGGGUUGGCACAGGACUUUCUACUCGUUCCUCGUGAGAGCCCUCAUUACGCCGGGACUUGGGAUCCAGUCGCAGUACUGUACCUUUCUGAAGGCCCACAUAGCUCUCGAACCGUCGAAGCUUUCACUUUUCCGCCGCCAUCUUUUUUGUCUAGCGAUCAUGAUGCUCUCUCAACGAAACCGACCCCUCCGGACAGCGGAGAGCGUAUCGAUGACGAUUUGGCAAACACACUCCGGGAUCUUGAGGUUUCCGGCCAUCCGGCCAAAUUGCCUACGGAAGUCUUGCUGUGGAAUGGUCCCGCGGGCGUCGUGAGCGCGUUGCUUACCUCGACUGAUCUUUUCGCACACGAGUCGCUCUCGGCGACACAGGAAAGUGAUCCUGCUGUAUUCAAGUUCGAAGGUGGUGUAGCCAUCGCGGACCAAGACGUAGUCGGGCAUAUAAGACUAUCAAAGUUUGAUCCACACCGCCUGCUCAUCACCACGCAUGCGGAUCAGACGAUUCGUUUCCUCGAUAUCUCAGUUCAACUAUUGAUCCCACCGGCGGGAGAGCUGCUCGUAUCCCCUUUCCCAACGGCGUUAUGGUCACUCUCGAUCGACCCGCUCUCUGUGUUGGCGCAUCCAUCCAUCUGUGAUCGGUACAACAUCAACCCGCGACAGUUGCCAUCAAUACAAGAUGUCCAGUUUCACGCAGAAGCUUUGGAGGUUUCUGUAGUCAUCAGCACUGGUGCUGUCAUAUUAUACCGACUGAGUGCAGGCCGCCUAACAAGUGAAGAGCGCGCUCUCGACGAUCUUGAACUUGUCUCGCUCGAACAUGUGCCGGUGUCAACCGGAUUGCGCUUCUAUCCGUUUUUGAUGGUACUGCCUGUAGAGCCUGUGAGCUCCUUCGCUCACACGUCCAUCGGAUUUGCGGCUGUUGGAUAUACUUCAGGCAAUUUGCUCAUGAUUGACUUGAGGGGGCCAAGGGUCCUACACAGGGAGGGAUUGGACAAUAAAUCCCGGAGACAUAGUCUUGGGAGCGUCUUGCACAAGCGCGCAGCUAGCGGCGAUACUGUCGCUUCGUUGACAUGGACGAUAUGCAGUCUCCAUUCAGAUUCUGACCCUAAAGUCCGUCUCAUCGCGAUCCAUACGUCGGGACGCGGGACUGUCUUCACAAUCAUUCGUACCAGCGACGGCAUCUGGACUAUCGCACCCGCUUCUAGGUCUUCCGAGAUGAUUUCACCUUUGCACAAUGGGACGUUUGUCCUUGACCCACGACUUGGAUCACAGCUCAAGGCGGACAAGAACCGUCUUGCUCUUGCUUUGGAGCGUGAGCGCAUGGAGAUAGAAGGGAAACCGGGAGAUGGAGAUGGACCUAGAUCUCUACUUGUCGUCGCUGGGUCGAAGGGCGCUAGGUGCUAUAGUGAUUUGGAUGGAGACAGGCGCAUAGGGAAGGUGGAGUGGAGUAGCAGGUCUGGCACGGCAACGACAGCGCAGGUCGUUGAACGUAGCGCAUCGUUUGUGCUCGUCGUCGCGACAGAUAAGCAUCAAGCUCUUAUAUACUCUCUCCCUUCCCUCGAGCAUCUCCACACCUUUGCACUUCCUACGGUGUCACCCAGUCCACCGUCAAUCGAUACAUCAGGCGCUGUUCUAGACAGCUGCUUCAGUGCCAAGCAAGGCUACCACGAUCCAACGGUGUCCUUGACAGAGCGCAAAGACGGUGUUUGUCUCAAGGUACCACCCCAACCUCAACCCGUCGAUCUAGGCCCAGCAGGCAUAUUUACGGGUGCGGGAGCGUUGUUUGGCGGACUGAUGGGUACGGGUGCUUCGACCGGCGCCCAAAUAGACGCUCUACUUGCGGGGCCAAAUCGUCCCGUUCCUGAGAAACCUGUUCCCCGGGCUGAGCGCGAGAGGUAUGUUGAAUGGAAGACACCGGAUAGGUCGACCUCUCGACCGUCCGUCGGGACACAGAACAGUCUAUAUGCUCGGCUGCAGAACGCACUGGAAGAGCGAGGAGAAGCGCUGAGUGGGCUUGAGGAGAACUUCAGCUCUCUUGGUCAGGCGAGCGAAGGGAUGCUAGAUCAAGCGAAGAGGCUAGCCACAGAGCAAAGUGCUAAAGGAUGGUUCGGGCGGAAGUUUGGCCUCGGUUAG
Peniophora sp. CBMAI 1063 is the source of this 3312-nucleotide messenger RNA. The record is from the annotation of a GenBank genome assembly. Lineage: Eukaryota; Fungi; Basidiomycota; Agaricomycetes; Russulales; Peniophoraceae.